Messenger RNA from Didymodactylos carnosus, 471 nucleotides. Lineage: Eukaryota; Metazoa; Rotifera; Eurotatoria; Philodinida; Philodinidae. The record is from the annotation of a GenBank genome assembly.
AUGAUCUAUUUAACAGAAAUUAUUGCAUCUUCAACGUGGAUUGAAACUAUUGCUGGCUCAAAUGACAAUCCCAAAACUUCCUUAGAGUUGCUCGAACAAGCCAAAAGAUCGGAAGCAGCAGCAGCAAUUCAAACACCAGUAACUUCAAUAGCAACGACAAGGACAGUAACAGAAGAAGUGUCUGAAGAAAUGGCUGCUAUUCACCCACACCUCACUCAUCGUCGUCAAUCUUAUCUUCACGGCUCACAACAACCGAAUUACUUUAGUUAUAAUACUCGUGGUCGAAUUCGUCAGCAACAACAAGAAAGAUGGCCAAGAAGUCAGCCUUCAACCCGAUGGUUCGGCCCAUCAUAUCGACAGAAACAUCCAGACUAUUAUUCGUCAUCAACUGAAUGUUACUCAUGUGGUAAACCCGGUCAUUUUGCUCGUGAAUGCCGAUCUAGCCGUGCAAAUUACUACCCAAAAGCUUAG